Molecule: messenger RNA, 245 nt
Organism: Microstroma glucosiphilum
Lineage: Eukaryota; Fungi; Basidiomycota; Exobasidiomycetes; Microstromatales; Microstromataceae
Product: putative mitochondrial import receptor subunit tom7
Exons: 2
Coding region: 1-168 (55 amino acids)
Biological process (GO): protein insertion into mitochondrial outer membrane; protein import into mitochondrial matrix
Cellular component (GO): mitochondrial outer membrane; mitochondrial outer membrane translocase complex
Source: RefSeq, a predicted model, not a curated record
AUGCCUCUCUUCCCCUUUUCAGAAGACACAAAGGAGCGUAUUAUUCGCACCGUCGCCGUCGUCCACAACGUUGUGCACUACGGCUGGGUGCCCUUCGUCCUCUUCGUCGGAUACUCAAGGAGCACACCUCGACCUAGCUUGAUCAAGCUGAUCUCUCCCUUGGCCUAGGCUCUUGGAAGGGACACCGUCCUCCAGACUCUCUACACGUUACCAAAAGACCUUUCUGCAAUUCUUCCUACGCACUC